This is a messenger RNA of Vitis riparia (riverbank grape), 1478 nucleotides long. Its product is annotated as late embryogenesis abundant protein D-29-like. The coding region runs from base 159 to 1286 and encodes 375 amino acids. The record is from RefSeq and is a predicted model, not a curated record. NCBI's taxonomy places the organism in Eukaryota, Viridiplantae, Streptophyta, Magnoliopsida, Vitales, Vitaceae. The transcript is spliced from 3 exons.
AGGCAACAUCUCUCAUAAACCGCCACGUCUCCAUGACUCUACAAUACCAACCGCUCUCCGCCCCAUCUCUCCAUUAUUCUUCUUUUUCCAGUUUCAUCAGUCUCGCGUUUAAGAUUAGUUUCCUUCCUAUGGUAAGAAGAAAAUAGAAAGAGAGAGACAUGGAUGAGAGAAGAGCGCUGCUGAUGGUGGUGUUAUGGCUUGCGGUGUCGGUGGAGGUGCGUUGGUGUUUGGAAAAUGUGAAGGAGAAAGCGGACUUGGCGGCAGGGAAGGUGAAGUUGAAGGUGGAGGAGGCCAAACAAACUGCAGAAGAAGCCGUGCAAGAUGCCAAGGACAAGGGGGGCUCCUGGGCGGAUUGGGCUUACGAAAAGUUCACCGAGGGAUUUGGAGCUAAACAGGAGAACGUAAAAGAAGGGGCUCAGAAUAUGGUGGAUAAAGCUGGGGAUGCUGCUUCAAAGGCCACAGAAACUAUGAAUUCUGCUGCAUCUGAAGCAUCACGGUAUGCUACUGAGAAGGCUGGGGAGGCUGCCAACUUAGCUUCUGAAAAAGCAGGCGAUGCCAAGAACUUUGCUUCCGAGAAGGCGGAGCAAGUAAUAAGAAUGACUUCAGACAAGGCUGCUGAUGCCAAGGGUGCAAUGGCUGGAGCAAUGUCACAUGGAAAAGAUGGAGCAGCUAAUGUCUAUGAUGGAGCCAAAGAAACAGUAGCAGGAGCAAUGGAGUAUGGAAAAGAUGGAGCAGCAAAUAUCUAUGAUGGAGCCAAAGAAAAGACGGCCGGAGCAAUGGAGUAUGGAAAAAAGGGAGCAGAAAAUAUGUAUGAUGGAGCCAAAGAGAAAGUGGCAGGAGCAAUGGAAUAUGGGAAAGAUGGAGCAGGAAAUAUCUACGAUGGAGCCAAAGAGAAAGUGGCAGGAGCAAUGCAGUAUGGGAAAGAUGGAGCAGGAAAUAUCUACGAUGGAGCCAAAGGAAAAAUGGGAGGAGCAGUGGAACAUGGAAAAGAUGGAGCGGCAAAUGUCUAUGAUGGAGCCAAAGAGAAGAUGAACAUGGCUGCAGAUGCAGUUUCAGAUAAGGCUAGUGAUGUCAAAGAGACAGUGGAAGGAGCAAUGGGGCAUGGAAAAGAUAAAGUGGCCGAUGCUUAUGACCAAGCUAAACAGAAGGUGAGCGACACAUACACCUCGGCCAAGGAAACCGUAACCGAGCAGGCCAAAUCCAACUAUGAAGCUGCCAAGGAGAAGGCUUCCCAAGCUGCGGGUGAUCUUGGAGCUAAGAUCAAAACUGAACGUGCAGAGCUAUGAGCAACUAAUGAGGCUUGACCAGAUUCACCACCACCUUCCAUGCUUAUCUUCAUAAAGCCAUCUGUGAGUCGCUGUUAUAUAUAUAAUUAGCAUGUUCCCCCUUAUGUUUUUCUUAAUAUAUUUGUGUUCUCUUUGAAAAUUUUCACAGGAUUUGGAACCCUAUUUCAGCAAUUUCUUUAUGUCUUCCUCCUA